CAGAAAUCGACUAUUCUUUCCCAAACCCAGAAAUCGAACGACCAGGCAUCGCCAUAAACUCUCCUUCCUACAGUUUCAUCGUCCAAUUCAAUCGGGGGGGGGGGGGGGGGGGGGGGGGGGGGGGGGGGGGGGGGAGAGGCCAGCAGCGAUUAGAGAGGAUGUCGAUUCGGAGAUAUGCAGGGGGAAGAAUCGCACCAGGCAGGAAAGAGAACGAGUGGAAGAGGGAAGCUGGGUUCUUGCUACCAGUCGAUUCGUCGUCCGAUCCCUGACACCGCUGGGUUCUUGCUACCAGUCGACGACCUUCGAUCGCAUCCGACGCAGAGUGUCGACUACGGCGGCGGCAGCCAGAAUUAAGAACGCACUGCUCUUGAGCGGAGCUGGAGUCACCGCCGGAAGCUUCUUCUAUCGCUCCCCAAAAAUCAACGAUCGGUUUGCCAUCUUCUCAACCGGCGUUAUUCUUCCUUGUCACCAUCGGCCGGCAAUGAUUCUUCCUUGCCGGCGUUGAGUCCGGCUGCAAGUAGAUAGCUUUUUUUUAUUAGGCUGGAACUUGGAAGUAGAUACGACAGAACGGAAAUAAAUUAGUAAUUUCAAAAUAAAUUGCAGUGGUAGUGAUGACUCGGUAUUUGCACAUGUUUUCCCCUUUGUUUCUUGAUUGUUUGAGCUUGAAUUAUUCCGUCUUUGGCCUAUUUUAUGCUAGGUUGUAUUACUUUGUCACAUUUCAGGUCCUAGCACAUAAAGUGAAGCAUAGGCGCAAGUUUCAAGUCAAUCAGAGAUCAUUUGACGAUUCGAGAGAAGAAACUCGGGCAUGACCUGAAGAAGAAUGGAUUUCUACCUCACUUUAUGGACAAAGAAUCAUGCAAGCUUGUCAUGAAAAGAAAUAGGACGAGACUACGAGCGUCUGGGAUCAAACGGCGAAUGAUUCGGAGUCCGGACGAGGGAGAAACAAAGCAUUAAACAGAGGCUGAGCAAGCCACACGGGCACAACCCACACGGCCGUGUAACCUGGCCAUGUGGCCGUGUGGAAAUCACCGAGCCUUCACACGGGCAGCUGGGAAAGCCACCCGGCCGUGUGGCCUGGCCGUGUGAGUCGGGAAUUGCUGGUUAAAACCUGAUUUUCAGGAAAAGGAGAGAGAGAGAGAGCUGGGUUUUGGAUCCCAAACACCCAAGGGACGAACCCUAGAGAGAGAGAGCGACUUGGGAACAUUCUUGGAGCUAUUCUGGAGGAUUUCUUCUCCAUUGGAGAUCGGGAAUCAAGCUUGGAGAUGGAGAUUCAAGAUCUAGAUCAGAUUUCUGCAGUCUCUCUCUUCUCUAUGGAGUAACUUCCCUUCACUUAGAUUUUGAGGAACCCUAGUUCCAUGAGUUAGGAUAUUUCUUGUAUGAAGUUUUGAACGCUAUAUUGUUUGAUUAUAAUCGAAUGAUGCAUGUUUAUUGAGUCAAUUGAAGUCUGAUCAACUUUUCCUGAUUUCUGCUGCAACCUGAGAUAGAUAGAAUCUGAUUAGGUUGUUAAAGCCUCAUCAUUCGGUAGUAGGAGAUUGGCUAUACGAGAGUUAGCCAGUUUACUGCUUUGUACUGGAAUCCAAUUCCAAUAGUGGAGUUCUGUGCUUAUUGCUUCAGCUGUCUAUCCCGGUAAAGACUAGUCGUCUGCCGGAUAGUUAGACUGAGAGGGCUUGGUCAGCUUAAGAGAUUCCAAGCUACUGUCGGAUCUUCCGCAGUUUAAUCAACAGUAAAACAACCAAAAGGAAUUACAACUUGGACCUAAUUGAGGAGCUAGGGGGAAUCAUACCUAAGCGAGUUCCCAAACUGUAAUUAGUAGUUUUACUUAUUUUAGUUAGUAGAGUAGUUUAGUUAAUCAAUCCUUAAUCUAGUUUGCUAGAUAAUGAACUGAAGCUGAGUAAUAGUAACUCUAGAGACCCGUGGAUUCGAUAUUUAUUACUUGUGCCACUAUACUGCAAUCCCUUUCAUUGGUUACACUUGGCCAUUGUUAGGUGUUGUGUUUUAGAGCAUCAAGUUUUUGGCGCCAUUGCCGGGGACUUUCUAGAUUAUUAGGAAAGGCAGAAGUUUGUUACUUUAGCAUUUUUCUUUUAUUUUCCACCCUUGCUUUUCACUUGGGUGUUUUUUUUUCUGUUGGUGCAGAUUUGAAUCAUGGAUCCUCAUGGCUUCUCCAAUCAUUGGGGGUAUCCACCACCAUCCGAGUGGUAUUACCCCGAGACUCCCUGGAGCAAUCAAGAAGGAGAAGACAAUGGAUUCGGGUUCCAGUACCAACCCCCUUACUAUGGAGAACAAUCAGACCCCUGGGCAUAUCAAGAACAACCUCCUUAUCAAGAAGACUUUCUCCCACAACCAGAAGGGCCAUCAAAUCUUGAGUUCACCACAGCCUUCAAGGGCGAUCUGGCAGAGCCAUGCUACACUCCACAGCCAAAUCCAAACUAUCACUUGAGGCUUCUCGUGGAGCAGAUUGCUCGAGUACCUGAGAGAUCCUUUCCCGAGAUGGAUCCUCAUAUCCAGGCCAUUGUCCAAACUGACUUCUCAUUUCCCCGUGAAACAGAGGAUACCCUUCGGAGCAUAAAGGAGCACAUAGAGGUCAUUAAGAAAGCCUGUUCACAGUUUUCUCAAGACAAACUUUAUGCUGCCAUACAAGUAGAGGUGGAGGAAGAAGAAGGAAAUCAUGAGGAUGUUGAGGAGCAUACAGAAGUUGUCAAGGAAAGCUCCCAUGAUAAUCAUGAUCAAGUGUAUCCUCUGGUGGUAGAUCACAACUUUCCCCAUUUUCGCUCUGACAUGCUGGGCCCGAGCGAGGAGAUGCAAGCUGAACUUAUUGAGAACCUUGCAUGGCGACUUGCUCUCCAAUCAGUUAUGGAAGAAGAAGAGAGAGAAAGGGUGAGGAAAGAAGUUGUGGAGGAUGAGGAAGAAAGCAAAGAAGAGGUAGUUCUUGAUCUUUUCCGAGGAGUGAUACCACAUGAAGAAGAAAGGGAGGUUGAAGAAGCAAUUGGUGUCCAGGCUGAGGAUGAAGUUGAGGUGGAAGAGGCUUGCACCGGCCCUAUAAUACAAGUAAUAUACCCACCAAACUUCGAGGAACUACUUAGCAAGGACCCAUUUGCAGUGUCUCUUUGCCAGACCAAGGCCACAUCGACAUCGGUCCCUCUUGGUGGACGCGAUGGUGGUCAAUCGAUGUUGUCAUAUAUGGUUUGGGGCAAUGAGACGAGAGAAGAGAAGAAGAGGUCUCGAGGAUGGAGACUUCAUCUGCAUCAAGUGCACGAGCUUCCAUCACCAGUCAUACCACAUGCUCGUGACUUGCGACUCCACCUCAUUGACGAGAACCUCAACUUCAAGGAGGUUCUAGCAUGGACCGAAACUUAGGAGCCAUGGUCUGGCUCACGACGUGAAGAAGCGCUUUUUGGGAGGCAACCCAACCAGUCAGUUUGCAUUUCUUUCUCUAUUUCUCCUCGGUUGAGUCAGUUUUGUUAUUUGAUUUUAGAGUCAAUAACUCAAAUUUUGUGAGAUUUUGUGUGGUGUUUGCGUUCUGAUUACUCUCUCUUCCUGGAAUGCACCGCCUGACCCGUCCAUCAUCAUUCACCCUUGAUCUGGUAACUUCGUUCUACCCUCCUUAUCUUUCCUCCAUUGAGGACAAUGUCUUGCUUAAGUGUGGGGGGAUGUUCGAUUAUGUAUGCGGGUGAAUGUUUGGCUGUUUGUGUGCUUGGAGCCUAGUCCACUGUCCAAAUUUUUAAAUUUGAGGGCUCCAAGUACGUGUUUCCUUGCAAAUUGCCUACUCAGUAUGCUUUGAAUUGACAGUCUCUAUAGUAAUGUGCAACCUAGGGAGGUAGUGUAGCACUAUGGAGGAUGUUGAAGUAUAAAAUUUUUCCUAUCUA
Messenger RNA from Linum trigynum, 3863 nucleotides. The record is from the annotation of a GenBank genome assembly. NCBI's taxonomy places the organism in Eukaryota, Viridiplantae, Streptophyta, Magnoliopsida, Malpighiales, Linaceae.